This is a messenger RNA of Heterostelium album PN500, 4122 nucleotides long. It is a transcript of the gene sf3b1, whose product is annotated as HEAT repeat-containing protein. The record is from RefSeq and is a predicted model, not a curated record. Bases 1 to 4122 code for a protein of 1373 amino acids. Lineage: Eukaryota; Evosea; Eumycetozoa; Acytosteliales; Acytosteliaceae. The transcript is spliced from 6 exons. Gene Ontology annotation, biological process: spliceosomal complex assembly. Gene Ontology annotation, cellular component: U12-type spliceosomal complex; catalytic step 2 spliceosome; U2 snRNP. Gene Ontology annotation, molecular function: mRNA binding; zinc ion binding.
AUGACAGUUGAAACAGAUAAAAAAGAAAUAUCGGAAUGGGAUGAACCGACGAAUAAGAGUGGAUUGGGAGCGGUCGGUGCCACUCCGAGAAGAAACAGAUGGGAUGAAACACCCCAGAAGAUGGCGAGUAGCGUCGUUGCAGAGACACCAAAGCGAAGAUCGAGAUGGGAUGAAACACCGGUUCAACAGAUGGGUGCUCAGACACCGAGAAUCGGAAUGGCAGGCGUUGGUGGUAUCACUCCGCUUGGCGGCGGUGUCACUCCGCUCGGUGGAAUGUCGAUGAUGACACCGCUUCCGGGCAGUGCAGGUUCUUCGUCGGUUGCUCUAAAGAUUGAGCGAGAGAUCGACGAUCGUAACAGACCGUGGACAGAGGAGGAACUCAAUGCACAGCUACCAAGCGAUGGCUACGAGAUAUUGGCGCCACCCGCCGGCUACGUGCCGAUAAUGACACCGGCGCGAAAGUUGAUGUCGACGCCGGUCGGUGUCGCCGGAACGAGCGGUGGAUUCUUCAUUCCUGAAGACCAACCGCGUGUAUCUGGUGGCGCUGGCGAUCAGAGUCUGGAGGAUCAAGAGCGUCAUUUGCUCGUCAAGGUUAUCGAUCGUGUUCUCUAUAAGCUCGACGACUUGGUGCGUCCAUUCGUGAGAAAGAUUCUCUCUGUGAUCGAACCAUACCUGAUCGAUCAGAACUAUUAUGCGCGUGUCGAAGCGCGUGAGAUUAUCUCCAAUCUUUCAAAGGCAGCUGGUUUGGCAUCGAUGACCGCAACAAUGCGUCCCGAUAUCGAUUCGCCCGAGGAAGACAUUAGAAAUACUACGGCUCGUGCAUUCGCUGUGGUUGCAUCCGCACUUGGUAUUCCUUCGCUGCUUCCCUUCUUGAGAGCAGUUUGCAAGAGUAAAAAGUCGUGGCAAGCGCGUCACACCGGUAUCAAGAUUAUUCAGCAGAUUGCCAUCUUGAUGGGUUGUGCAAUUCUGCCGCAUUUGAAGUCUAUGGUUGAGAUUGUAGAGCAUGGAUUGAACGACGAUCAACCCAAGGUAAGAACUAUCACUGCGCUCGCUAUUGCCGCACUGGCAGAAGCCGCUACACCCUAUGGUAUCGAAUCGUUUGACUCUGUGCUCAAACCACUCUGGUAUGGUAUCAGACAGUAUCGUGACAAAGGUUUGGCAGCGUUCCUCAAGGCGAUCGGUUAUAUCAUUCCACUGAUGGAUGCACGUUACGCUUCCUACUACACCAAGGAGGUCAUGACAAUUCUGGUUCGUGAGUUCAAGACCAACGAAGAUGAGAUGAAGAAGAUCAUUCUCAAGGUGGUCAAGCAGUGUGUUGGAACGGAGGGUGUCGAAGCGCAGUACAUCCGUGAUGAAGUGGUACCAGAGUUUUUCAAACAGUUCUGGGUUAGAAGAAUGGCCGAUCGUCGUAAUCACAAGCAACUGGUCGAGACAACCGUGGAGAUUGCCAACAAGGUCGGUGGUGCAGAGGUUAUCGCCAAGAUCGUUGACGAUCUCAAAGACGAGUCGGAACCAUAUCGUAAGAUGGUAAUGGAAGCGAUAGAGAAGAUCAUCUCGUCACUGGGAGCAUCAGACAUCAAUCCACGACUUGAGGAGCAGUUGAUCGAUGGUGUUCUCUAUGCAUUCCAGGAGCAGAGUACCGACGAAACACUGAUUAUGCUUCAGGGAUUCGGUACUAUUGUACUGUCGCUUGGUGUUCGUGUCAAGCCGUAUCUCACACAGAUCGCCGGUACCAUCAAGUGGCGUCUCAACAACAAGUCGGCAAAAGUACGUCAACAGGCAGCCGACUUGAUUUCGCGUAUCGCCGUCGUCAUGCAACUGUGUGGCGAGGAACAGCUUAUGUCUCAUCUCGGUCAGAUUCUCUACGAGUAUCUGGGUGAGGAGUAUCCAGAGGUGCUGGGUUCGAUUCUCGGCGCGUUAAAGUCGAUCGUCAAUGUCAUCGGUAUGACCAAGAUGACGCCACCCAUCAAAGACUUGCUGCCACGUCUCACACCGAUCCUAAAGAAUCGUCACGAGAAGGUACAAGAGAAUUGCAUCGAUUUGGUCGGUCGUAUUGCCGAUCGUGGUGCCGACUUUGUUUUGGAGCGUGAGUGGAUGCGUAUCUGCUUCGAGCUGCUCGACAUGCUCAAGGCACACAAGAAGGGAAUUCGUCGUGCCACUGUAAAUACAUUUGGUUACAUUGCCAAAGCGAUUGGACCGCAAGAAGUUCUGGGAACACUGCUCAACAAUCUCAAGGUUCAAGACCGUCAGAAUCGUGUGUGUACAACCAUCGCCAUUGCUAUUGUCGCAGAGACUUGCGCACCUUACACCGUACUACCGGGACUGAUGAACGAGUACCGUAUACCGGAACUGAACGUUCAGAACGGUGUACUAAAAUCAUUGUCGUUUUUGUUUGAGUAUAUUGGGGAGAUGGGUAAAGACUAUAUCUACGCGGUGACGCCGCUCCUAGAGGACGCCCUGAUGGAUCGUGAUCCUGUACAUAGACAGACGGCUUGUUCCGCCGUCAAACACAUGUCACUCGGUGUGCACGGUCUCGGCUGUGAAGAUGCAUUGAUACAUCUACUCAACUAUGUUUGGCCAAACAUCUUUGAGACAUCGCCACACGUCAUCAACGCAUUCCUCGAGUCUGUGGAAGGUCUCAGAACCGCACUCGGACCAACCAUCAUCCUACAAUAUACACUUCAAGGUCUAUUCCAUCCCGCUAGAAAAGUACGUGACAUCUAUUGGAAAGUCUACAACAUGCUAUACAUCAGUUCACAGGAUGCAAUGAUCCCCGCAUACCCAAGAGCUGCCGACGACGGUCCAAACACCUACACAAGAUAUGAACUUGACUAUAUGAGUGAUACUACUAAAGAUAAAAAAGAUAGUGAUAAGAAGCAACAGAUUAGCAAAAGAAAGAAAAGAGAAGAUGAUGAGAUUAUUUCAAUUCAAGAUGCUUUGAAUGAUCAUGUUGACGCACAAAAAGAGCUAUAUGAAGAAGCUGUUGAUCAAUAUAAACAGAAUUGGGGUGAUGAAGAUAAAUGCACAUUUGAUAAAGGAUAUAUUACACAACCUGUUUAUGCAUGUAAAGAUUGUCCAGGUACAUUUGGAUUUUGUUUUGGAUGUUCAAUGCAAUGUCAUUUGGAUCACGAUAUCAUAGAGUUAUUCAAGAAGCGUGCAUUUAGAUGUGAUUGUGGUACAAAGAAAGCUGGAUCAACUAAAUGUAUACUUCAAAACAAUAAGGUUGGUGCAGAUGACAAUACAGAGAAUCAAUACAAUCAGAACUUUAGUGGAAAAUACUGCUACUGUAAGAUGACCUACAAUUUCGAGGAGGAUAUGGUGCAAUGUCUGUUUUGUUAUGAAUGGUUUCAUGAGACUUGUAUUAAAUUGAAUUCAAAUAUAGAGAUACCAGAUUUAGAUGAAAUGUCAGACUUUAUCUGUGGAGAUUGUAUAUUAAAGAAUCAAUUUUUAGUAAACUAUCCAAACAUAAGAUUGUUUGCAAAUACAGAUGAUCAUAAAGAUCAUACAGAAAAAGAUAAAGAUGAUAAAGAGAAAGAUAAAGAAAAUGGAAAUUUGAAGAGAAAAGUAGAUGGUAAAGAUGAAGAACACAACAACAACAACAUUAAGAAACAUAAAAAAGAUGAUGAAAUAGUUGAUGUUAUCACAGUAUCAACAACAACAACAACUACUACAAAUAAUAAUGAUAAUAAUGAUGAAAAUGUAAAGAAAGAAGAAAUAGUAGUUUGUAAAUGGAAUAAGCAAUUGAAAGGAUUGAAUUGUGAUUUGUUUUGUAAAGAUGGUUGGAGAAAUAUGUUGUGUAGAUGUGGAGAAUGUAUGAAACACUAUGAAACUCAGAAGUGUAUGUUUAUAUUCGAUAAGCCAAGUGAGUCUGAUGACGACGACGAUGGAGAGAAAUCAAAGAAAGAAGAUAAAACACCACCUAACCUAUUCACAGAGAUGGACACUGUAUUCAAGAAGGUCAUUCCCGCACCACAACAAGAUACACUCCUACAAGGCUACUCUGCCAUGAAAGAUAAAUUGUCGGCGCUAUUUGCCUCCAAACAACAAUCAAGUGAAGUAAUCACCAAACAAGACAUUCAAGCAAUCUUUAGUGAGUUGGCGAAAAAGAAGCAAGCAAAAUAA